GUCAGACAUUACUCAAAUAAUGUCAAAAUCGUUGUUUCUUUACACCAGAAUUUAUAUUUAUCUUAAUUUUUAAUCGAAAUUUUGACGGUCAUGGGCAAUUUUGUGGAAAAAAUGUUAUCCAAAUUACAGUAUUAUUUCAUAAGGAUAAGUCGCCAGAGAAAACUGUUAUAUGAAAAGAAACAGGGAAUUGAGUAUUUCAGAGAAUGUGCCGAUAAAUAUGGAGAUAUGCAAAUGGAGGAAAUUAAUCGCAAGAUGAAUGAAUCUUUCCAAAUUGUUGAUGGGGUAUUAGAUAUGAAAGAUCCGGUGGAUAUGCCUCAACUUACUCACAUUCAACUACAAAUGGUGAAUGAUGCUUUCACGGGGGAUCCAAAUGAAGUCAUCACCGAGAAAUUUAGCUUGAGCAUAAAGAGACGAGAUCUAUUAACUUUGGCAGAUCUCAAUUGGUUAAACGAUGAAAUUAUUAAUUUUUAUAUGAAUAUGAUCAUUGAAAGGGGAGAGAAUCCGAAAUGGCCCAAAGCUUACGCAUUUAAUACAUUCUUUUAUCCAAAGCUAUUGAGAGAUGGUUACCAUUCGUUAAGAAGAUGGACCAAGAAAAUUGAUAUUUUUGCAAAUGCUCUAAUUUGUAUUCCUAUACACUUAGGCUUCCAUUGGUGUAUGGCCAUCAUUGAUUUGCGAGCCAAAUAUAUCAGAUAUUAUGACAGUACUGGAAACAGCAACAAUAGAUGUUUGAAAGCUUUGAAAAAGUACUUAGAAGAUGAGCACCUUGAUAAGAAAAAAUGUCCUCUCUAUACGACCGAUUUCAAAUUGGAAAACUUAAAAGAUAUACCUCAGCAAUCGAAUGGAAAUGAUUGCGGUAUAUUUACAUGUACUUACGCAGAAUUUAUAACAAGAGAUGCUAAAAUUGGGUUUGACCAAGAACACAUACCAUAUUUAAGGAAGAAAAUGGCAGUAGAAGUACUAGCAGGUGAACUAUUGGUUAAGUGAAUAAUAUUUUUUUAUAUUCAAUGAAAUUUUCUUUGUUAUCGGUUACGAUAGUAACGUUAUCAGCUAGAAAUUAUAAAUUAUAUUUA
This is a messenger RNA of Diorhabda carinulata, 1070 nucleotides long. Its product is annotated as sentrin-specific protease 1-like. Lineage: Eukaryota; Metazoa; Arthropoda; Insecta; Coleoptera; Chrysomelidae. Gene Ontology annotation, molecular function: deSUMOylase activity. The transcript is spliced from 3 exons. The coding region runs from base 91 to 984 and encodes 297 amino acids. Gene Ontology annotation, cellular component: nucleus. The record is from RefSeq and is a predicted model, not a curated record. Gene Ontology annotation, biological process: protein desumoylation.